UUCAAUCGCUGCCAUCUCUGAUGCUGAGUGGAGAUGCCCCAGGAUACAAACUCACUCGAACCGAUGGCACAGAGGGGUUAUCGUUGGUUGCCCUCGGUUGUGGUCCUGCUUCUCUUUCUGGUUCCACCAGCCCUGAGCGGAUGCCCGGGUGCCUGCCGAUGUUCCUUUGCCAUGCUGCAGUGCCUGGAGACGGACGGGAUCGCCAGCAUCCCGGCGUUGGCACCACAGGAGAGCGAAAACGUCACAGAGAUCUACAUAGAGAACCAAGCCAACCUGGAGAACAUCACAGACACGGACCUCGCCAACUACAGAGACCUAAAGAACCUGACGGUGACAGAUUGUGGGUUGCUGUAUAUCUCUGAAAAUGCAUUUCAACAUAAUUUCAAGUUGCAGUAUGUGAAUCUGGCGUCUAAUUUACUGGUACACAUCAGCUGGAGAGUGUUUCAUUCUGUUCCUCUCUUGAGUCUAAUUCUGAGAGAUAAUCCGCUCACCUGCUCAUGUGACAUCUACUGGCUUCAGCAGUGGCACAGAACACGACAAGGCGACGGCGACUCGCAACAAAACUGCAUUUACAACGGCAACAGCAUUUCACUGGAUUCGUUUGAAAUGGAUAACUGCAGUGUUCCUGAGGUCAAAAUCUACUCGUCUACAUUGACCACUCAAGAAGGUGGAAAUCUGACAUUCACAUGUCAAGUAAGCGGAGUACCCAUGCCUGUUAUCAGGUGGAAAACUGAUCAGCUACGAUCCAACUGGACUCUUCAGCGGGGAAUCUGGGGAUCAACUCUCGAGCUGGUGCUAUAUAUGUGGAACAUCUCUUCUGAAGACAACCUGCAUAACCUCACAUGUGAAGCGGAGAAUCGAGCCGGUCUGGGAGAAGAUAUGGUCGAACUGGACAUUCAAUUUCCAGUGCGAAUCUUGUUUCUACGGAAUCCAGAACCUCAGCAUCACUGGUGUAUCCCGUUCAAAUUGGACAGCAAUCCUCUAGCCGCCAUCAAAUGGCUGUACAACAACAAGCCCCUUAUUGAGAACCGCUACACUUACACGGAGCUGAUCAGAGAUGCGUCCGACGGCUCCGUCCAACACGGCUGUCUCUACCUCAACAAGCCCACCCAUCUGAACAAUGGCUACUACACCCUCAUGGUAGAUAACAAACUGGGGCAGGACGAGGCCACGGUAAAUGGGAAGUUCAUGGACAAUCCGUUCGACCCUUUAGAUCCAGAGGGCAUCAUUCCUGUCCUCACAGACGAACCAACUCCCACCAACCAAUCCACAGAUGAUGUGACUGAGAAACUGGAGAGCAGAGUGUUUGGGGUAUCUGUGGCGGUGGGUCUCGCUGUAUUCGCGUGCGCAUUUCUGCUCAUCACGGUGGUCGUCGUCAAUAAAUGCGGACAGCACUCCAAGUUUGGCAUCCACCGUUCGUCUGUUCUAGGCACCGAGGAUGAUUUGGCCGUGUCUCUGCGCUUUAUGAACUUCGGUGUGAGUCCUCCAUCUUCAGACGACAGCACGCUGGACUCUGGCUUGUCCAGUUUUGUGGAGAACCCGCAGUACUUCUGUGGAAUCAUUAAAGACAAAGACAUGUGUGUACAGCACAUUAAAAGAAAAGACAUUGUUUUGAAGUGGGAGCUGGGUGAGGGAGCGUUUGGUAAAGUCUACCUGGCCGAAUGUGCCAAUCUCUGCCCUGAUACUGACAAGAUGCUGGUUGCCAUCAAGACCCUAAAGGUGGCCAGUGAGUCGACCCGGCAGGACUUCCAGCGCGAGGCCGAGCUGCUCACUGUGCUACAGCAUGAGCACAUUGUGCGUUUCUACGGCGUGUGUACAGACGGAGAGCCUCUGGCCAUGGUGUUUGAGUACAUGAGACACGGAGACCUCAAUCGCUUCCUAAGGGCCCACGGUCCGGAUGCUUGUAUCUUGGAUGAAGUGAAGGUUCCUCCAGUGGGUCAGCUGACUCUUCCUCAGAUGCUCCACAUCGCUGCUCAGAUUGCUUCAGGCAUGGUGUAUCUAGCGUCUCUGCACUUCGUCCACAGAGACUUGGCCACCAGAAACUGUUUAGUUGGAGAAGGUCUGGUGGUGAAGAUCGGGGACUUCGGGAUGUCAAGAGAUAUUUACAGCACUGACUACUACAGGGUUGGUGGAAGGACUAUGCUUCCCAUUCGCUGGAUGCCACCAGAAAGCAUAAUGUACAGAAAGUUCACCACAGAGAGCGACAUCUGGAGCUUUGGAGUGGUGCUUUGGGAAAUCUUCACCUAUGGAAAACAACCGUGGUAUCAGUUAUCCAACAGUGAGGCGAUCGAAUGCAUCACGCAGGGCCGAGAGCUGGAGCGUCCGCGUACCUGCCCGAAGGAAGUGCAUCUCCUUAUGCAGGGCUGCUGGCAGAGAGAACCCCAGCAGAGACUGGUCAUCAAGGACAUCUACAACCGCCUCGUAACCCUUGUAAAGAACCCGCCCGUCUAUCUGGACAUCCUGGAAUAACAGCAUGCAGGGACGAGCUGGGAAAGACUCACUUCUGCUGACAGGUUUGGAAGAGGACAAACGUUUUUGAAGAAAUGGAAGAAACUGCGUCUUAUAUCCAAAUGUGCCGAUUGAACAUUUAAAGUGUUUGUUGUGUUUGUCCAAACCACCACUGCUUGUUCUUUCAGCACCAAAUUGAAAGAUUGUGUCCAUGUGUUCAAAUUUGAAAAAUAAUGUGUAAAUGAAAAAGUGGAUAUUCGCAUUAGUGGAAAUUGUUCGUGGAUCUUCAUGUUUAACUUCGACUCGCCACUGAAGACACACUUGAGUUUCUAUAAGAGUACAUUGAUGUCAGGGUCCUUCUGUUAUCAAGUAGAAUUGUAAUAAAGGUGAUGUGUGCCAUUUCACCUUUAACUAACACAUGCAGUUUCUUAAAGGAAUAGUUCACCCCAAAAAUGUUUAUUCUGUCACCAUUUAUUCACCCUCAUGUAGCUUAAAACCUGUCUCAGUGGUUUUGUGUCCAUACAAUGGAAGUCAAUGGAAGAAUGUUGUUUGGUUACCGACAUUCUUCAAAAUAUCUUCUUUUGUGUUCUGCAGAAGAAAAACAAGUCAUACAUGUUUACAAUGACAUGAGGGUGACUAAAUGAAAGAAUUUUGAUUUUGGGGUAAACUAGCCCUUUAAUAGAAUGACCCCCGAAGAAAGUCUUAAGUUUCGAUUGUUUUUAUGUUGUGCCAAGUUGACCACAUUUCUUUCUUGUUUUUAGAGUUUCAUUAUUACAAAUAUAUUACAUCCACCUGUUAUGUGUGGUCUAAACAUGCAUGUACUGUACAGCAUGCGUGUUUAACAUCAAUUUAUGGCUCCUGAGCUUUGCUUUCUAGCAAAAGCAUCAUUGAGGUCAACAACAUGUGUACCGAAUGGAAUACUGCGUACUGCACAUAUAACCUGCAUACUAUAAAAAUAGUAUGGAAAGCAAAGCAUUGUGUAGUAUGCAAUGUUAAACAAUCCAACAGUACUAUGCAACAUUGUUUUCAGGUUACAUAUUGCAUGUUUAAUUCAGCGAGUGGUAUCUAGUUAUCAUCUCACAAAUAAAACCAGUUACUUUGUAUUUUCAACCCAAUUUUACGUUAAAGUAUCUUAAGAGUCACCCAAAUAAGAAGUAAAUAAGAUAUUGAGGGUUAUAAUAUUUCAGGAUCAUGCAUUACACUGGAAAUGCAAGCUCAAGGCGAAUGCUUUGCAUUGUGGGAUUGAAUGUUCCACGCAGCGUGCUCUGUCUGUGUAACGUAUGCCACAUACUGCAAAAACAUUAAGAGCAGUAUUAUUCCAGCAUGAUACUGGUGUAAGCGUGGAGAUCAAUGAAAUAUUAUUUAUCCCACAGAAAGUGGCUUAAGUUUCUUAUUUUUCUCUUAUAUUAAUGGGUGUGUCACUUUUACAUACUGGUUGUGCCUCAUGUACAUAAGCUAGCAAGUUUUUUCUAAUUCAUUUUUUAUUGCAUAUGGAUGUAGUACUAGUUCCAAACACAACCAAAAUAUUCGCUUGACUUGAAAUGUUUUCCAUGAUCCUAAAAGCCCCCCCCUCCUAAAAGUCUAUUAUUCUAAAAUGUGAAAAAUGCAGAAUGGUUAAAUUAUAUUUUCUAUAUGUCUUAUUGUCAUUAAACAAGUGGUCAUUACUUAAAAGUAAAUUUUGAGAGAAUGUCUUUAAAUAUUUAUUUAAUAACGAUAAUAAAUAACAGUCCCAAAGAAUCCAACAACACCUGAUAGCUACAGUAUCGUUUGUACAAAUAAAUGCUUUUCUUUUCAUUUUGUUGAUGGACAAUCUAUG
Messenger RNA from Triplophysa rosa, 4264 nucleotides. It is a transcript of the gene ntrk1, whose product is annotated as neurotrophic tyrosine kinase, receptor, type 1. Gene Ontology annotation, molecular function: neurotrophin receptor activity; neurotrophin binding; transmembrane receptor protein tyrosine kinase activity. The record is from RefSeq and is a predicted model, not a curated record. The transcript is spliced from 17 exons. NCBI's taxonomy places the organism in Eukaryota, Metazoa, Chordata, Actinopteri, Cypriniformes, Nemacheilidae. Gene Ontology annotation, cellular component: plasma membrane; signaling receptor complex; axon. Gene Ontology annotation, biological process: nerve growth factor signaling pathway; cellular response to nerve growth factor stimulus; cell surface receptor protein tyrosine kinase signaling pathway. Bases 34 to 2469 code for a protein of 811 amino acids.